GCGGAAGUCCCGGAUUGAGGCGCCGCCAUUUUUGCUGCCCGGACACGGAGCGAGAGGCUGAGAGAGUCGGAGACGCUAUCCGCUUCCAUCCGUCGCGCAGACCCUGCCGGAGCCGCUGCCGCUAUGGAUGAUCGGGAGGAUCUGGUGUACCAGGCGAAGCUGGCCGAGCAGGCUGAGCGAUACGACGAAAUGGUGGAAUCAAUGAAGAAAGUAGCAGGGAUGGAUGUGGAGUUGACAGUUGAAGAAAGAAACCUCCUAUCUGUUGCAUAUAAAAAUGUGAUUGGAGCUAGAAGAGCUUCCUGGAGAAUAAUCAGCAGCAUUGAACAGAAAGAAGAAAACAAGGGAGGAGAAGACAAACUAAAAAUGAUUCGGGAAUAUCGGCAAAUGGUUGAGACUGAGCUAAAGUUAAUCUGUUGUGACAUUCUGGAUGUACUGGACAAACACCUCAUUCCAGCAGCUAACACUGGCGAGUCCAAGGUUUUCUAUUAUAAAAUGAAAGGGGACUACCACAGGUAUCUGGCUGAAUUUGCCACGGGAAAUGACAGGAAGGAGGCUGCAGAGAACAGCCUAGUGGCUUAUAAAGCUGCUAGUGAUAUUGCAAUGACAGAACUUCCACCAACGCAUCCAAUUCGCUUAGGUCUUGCUCUCAACUUUUCCGUAUUCUACUAUGAAAUUCUUAAUUCCCCCGACCGUGCCUGCAGGUUGGCAAAAGCAGCUUUUGAUGAUGCAAUUGCAGAACUGGAUACGCUGAGUGAAGAAAGCUAUAAGGACUCUACACUUAUCAUGCAGUUGUUACGUGAUAAUCUGACACUAUGGACUUCAGACAUGCAGGGUGAUGAUUCCUAAAGGAUAAUCCAACUCUUCCUUUCCUAAAAACUCUACUUUGUGAAGAGCAGAAUAAAGAAGCGCUGCAGGAUGUGGAAGAUGAAAAUCAGUGAGACAUAAAAGCCAACAAGAGAAACCAUCUCUGACUACCCCAUUCCUUCCCAUCCCACUCCCAUUGGAAAUUCCCCCAUUGUCACUGAGAACCACCAAAUCUGACUUUUACAUUUGGUCUCAGAAUUUAGGUUCCUGCCCUGUUGGUUUUUUUUUUUUUUUUUUUUUUUUUUUUAAUUUUAAAAAAGUUUUCAAAAGUUCUUAAAGGCAAGAGUGAAUUUCUGUGGAUUUUACUGGUCCCAGCUUUUUUAGGUUCUUUAAGACACUAACAGGACUGCAUAGAGGCUUUUUCAGCAUUACUGUAUUGUCUCCUGCCAGAUGUGGCAAGAUCACCAUUAGAAAUGGAAAUUACAUUCAAAAUCCAUUAGACUUCUAGGUGAUGCAAGCAUCUAAGAGAGAGGUUAAUCACACUAUAGAGGCAUUGUGGUAUCAUUUUUCCUUUUUCUAAUUGUUUAAACUGAAUUUUAUACCAAUGUUUAAAAUUAAUUGGGUGUUAGCUUGAAGUGGUUAAAGAUUGGAGAGUUGUAAUGGAUUUGCUGUAAAGUGUUUUCAAACUCUGCUGAAAUGUUGCUGAAAAGCAUGGUGCUGGUAACAGUUCAACAAUCCGUGGCUGCUCAUUCUUGCCUACGUAUACUCUCCCUCUAAAGCAGGUUAGCAUUGAAGGUGGUAUGGAAAAGCCUGCAUGCGUGUUCAAUUCUUUGUUUCUUCUCCUUCCCUUUCCCUUUGGCCCCCGGCCCCCCUUCGCUCGCUCAACCUCUUUUGUUCAGUAUGUGUAACUUGAAGCUAAUUUGUACUACUGGAUAUCUGACUGGAGCCACAGAUACAGAAUCUGUAUUGUUCUUACUGAAACACAGCAUGGAAUUAACAUUAAACUUAAAUAAAACAAACCUAAAUUAAAAAUGCCAAA
Messenger RNA from Mustela lutreola (European mink), 1843 nucleotides. It is a transcript of the gene YWHAE, whose product is annotated as tyrosine 3-monooxygenase/tryptophan 5-monooxygenase activation protein epsilon. Gene Ontology annotation, cellular component: cytoplasm. The record is from RefSeq and is a predicted model, not a curated record. Gene Ontology annotation, biological process: signal transduction. The transcript is spliced from 7 exons. NCBI's taxonomy places the organism in Eukaryota, Metazoa, Chordata, Mammalia, Carnivora, Mustelidae. Bases 124 to 846 code for a protein of 240 amino acids.